GUGUACUCCUGCACAUACCAUGGUUUCCCUCCCUCGUACCGCUUCGAGUCGGGUGUCGCCUCCCUACCUCUCGUCUUUAGGCUACAACAGUUCUGACCUCUCCGAAGGGGUCAAGUCAAUGGACUUGGACUCAGGCUCGGAGUGCCACCUGAGACCCGGGCCCCUAGGCCCCGACGGCAGCUUAGAAGGUAUUGUCGUAGCUGCCGACGAUCUGGAGGAGGAUAACGGGCAUCCGCACGAGUUUCCAGACUCUAAAGGGCAAUCCAGCUCGUCAAACACCGACACCGCCAACGCCGACACUAGCGACACGUACGAUACCGACAACGAACAAACGGAGACUCUGUUUCAAAAGGUCUUCUCAGAUUUGCUCGAGGAUCCGGAUUGGCCGAACGUUCAGGGAUUUCAGAGGACUAUCCAGCUUGAGCCGAGUGAAUGGAAUCGAUUUGUUCAAUUUGUGCUAUACCGGGAUGACCUCUAUCGCUUCUCGUACUCCUUCCAGUACAACACCACUCAACGCAUCCUUACUAUGUCCACCCCUACCUAUCUUCAUGAGAAGGUAUCCAACUUCAUGUCUUCCCUCAUCACUACGCGCUACGGCGAGCGCCACGUUCUCAAACUGCCCAGCUUUAAGGGUGUGCUUACGACUGAGACGAAGAGGGAAUCUGUCGGCCCUCUUCCGGUACCGAACAGCGACUCUUCUGCUCAUGCACGAAGGCUGAUCGGGCCUGCGCUGUCGGUCCCUGAUGGGGCUGUCAUACCCGGCUUCCCCAAACUCAUGGGUGGUGACGACAAUGUUCUGCGGAGCAAGCACGGUGAGCACGUCGUCGGCGUGAUUGAGAAGGGUUUCUACGAGACAUGUGACCAUGUGUUGUUUCGCACUGGUCAAUACAGCAGUCCCAGUACACUGAACAAGGAACCUCGCGACUUGCCGGUAUUCAUGCUCACAGUCAAGAUCGUUGAGCACCCCAAGUACAGCUCUCCGAUUUCAAGCAAGCUAACAACUCAGCAAAAGAGAGAGUUGCAAGACCAAUGGUCACCGAUUGAGGCCGACUCAUUGCACAAGCACGAUCCGAGCGACCGGAAUGAGAUGCUAACUGGUAAAGUGACCAUUGGCGAGCACACAUUCUGCAGGGAGCUUGAGGCAUACCUCGUACUGGUCUCGUGUGCCAACGAGCACCGAGCUGCCUUGCGGGAGGGGUACGACGCGCAAUGGCAGUUACCAAAAUGGUUGGAGCGUGGCUUCGGGAUCAAGUUGCGAAAGAAGUAUGAGGGAGCCGAAGAGCAGGCACUGAAGAACUUUGCUAGCCUCUGGAAGACUGUCUUCAAGUUCCAGAUGUACCAGCUUCACCUCUGGGAGAAGGGAGGUGAAGCUUGGCAUGCAUACAACGAGGCUCAGCUCAAGAACAAUGUCGAUGUAUAUGCGCAAGACAGUGUCAGGGAGGCAUGGUCCAAAUUCCUAGCCUCGGCUCCGUUCAAGAAUCCGGGAACAGAAUUGGACGAAGUCCCCUUGCGUGAACCAAUCGAGGUCAUCGAAGCCGGCGCGGUCUCGACCGCACUGCAACGUUUCGCCACAUUCAAGAGACAAUUCUGCGAGUUCUCCCCUGAUCCACCUGCCGCCGCGAUAUGCAAGGAAGUUCCCCUGGCGAGCAAAAGUGAGGAUGACAUGCAGAACUUGAAGCGAAAGGCGGAGAUGUGGGCGGAGAUGUUUCGAGAGCGUGACACAGCAUCAUCGUGAAGUCGGAGAUGACACGAAGUGAGUACCCCUCGUGCUCGUCGAAGAAGGUUGAAGGUGGACGACUGCGUUUUGUAUUCGCUGUACCCACUCAUCUCAUCGUCGCCCGUCGUAUUGCUCGUCGCUGGUAUCGCUGAUCCCUCGUAUUGCUCGUCGCUCGUAUCAU
Molecule: messenger RNA, 1898 nt
Organism: Fomitopsis serialis
Lineage: Eukaryota; Fungi; Basidiomycota; Agaricomycetes; Polyporales; Fomitopsidaceae
Exons: 6
Coding region: 20-1735 (571 amino acids)
Source: RefSeq, a predicted model, not a curated record